This is a messenger RNA of Gossypium arboreum, 1017 nucleotides long. Its product is annotated as probable disease resistance protein At5g47250. Gene Ontology annotation, molecular function: ADP binding. The coding region runs from base 1 to 1017 and encodes 338 amino acids. The transcript is spliced from 2 exons. NCBI's taxonomy places the organism in Eukaryota, Viridiplantae, Streptophyta, Magnoliopsida, Malvales, Malvaceae. The record is from RefSeq and is a predicted model, not a curated record.
AUGGAAUGUCAAGUUAUUAUUCCGAUGGAUGUUUUGGAAAGUGAUGAAGCAUGGGCUCUAUUUAGAAUGAAAGCUAAGCUUAAUGAAAGAGUUUCAAGGGAUAUUCUUGAGGAGGCUGAGAAAGUUGCGAAAGAAUGCAAGGGUCUACCGGUAGCGAUUGUAACGCUAGCAGCGGCUCUAAAAAGUACAAAGACCCGUAAAGGAUGGGAAGUGGCCCGUAAGAAACUUGAAAGCAGUAGAUUAGUGGAAAUCGGUAACAUUGGAGAAGAAGAAAAAAAUGCCUACUUGUGUAUCAAGAUGAGUUAUGAAUACUUGAAGAAGGAGACGAACAAGAAAUGCUUCUUAUUGUGUGGUUUAUAUCCAGAGGAUCAUUCAAUUAAAGUGGAAGAUUUGGUGCGAUAUGCUUGGGGUUUGGAGUUAUUUGGCAAGGCUGACUUAAUUGGAGAAGUGAGGUUUGAAGUUUUGGAAGCCAUUGAUUACCUCAAAGAUUCUUGCUUGCUGUUAGAAGAUGAAGUUGAAGAUGAAGAUGGAGAUGGUGAAGUUCGUGAUGUUGUUCUAUGGAUCACAUCUGAAGAAAAAAGUGGUUUUAUGAUCAAAUCUAGAUUGGAGUUACUAAAUAAAAGCUCUGAAUCUAGUAAAGCAAUCUCAUUGUUGGACAGUGAAAAGAAAAAAUUUCCUGAUAGAUUGAUGCAUUCAAAGCUUGAGAUCCUAUUGCUUAAGAACUGCGAUGUACAAGGUACAUGUUUUCUAGGAAUGAGAGAACUAAAAGUUUUAAGUCUUACAGUUGUAGAUGAUUACACGGGGUUUAUUUCCUUGUAUGCUCUUAUGUUCCUGCCAAAACUUCGUGUUCUGCAUUUGGAGAAUUUUGAGGACUUUUCGUUCCUUGGAGACCUAAGGACACUUGAGAUUCUAAGUUUGAGUGGUUCAAAAUUUGAGGGUUUAGCAGAUGAAUUAGGGAGGUUGGAAAAUCUAAAGAUGUUGGAUCUUGUUGGUGUUAGACACACUUUAUCCGGAUGA